Drosophila gunungcola (fruit fly) is the source of this 4025-nucleotide messenger RNA. RefSeq names its product FK506-binding protein 5. The record is from RefSeq and is a predicted model, not a curated record. Gene Ontology annotation, molecular function: zinc ion binding. Bases 125 to 3898 code for a protein of 1257 amino acids. Gene Ontology annotation, cellular component: nucleus. NCBI's taxonomy places the organism in Eukaryota, Metazoa, Arthropoda, Insecta, Diptera, Drosophilidae. The transcript is spliced from 4 exons.
AGUACUUUCCAACACUAGCUUCAGUGGAAUAAACAAAAAUGCUAGUUCUACUUGAGAUAAAACAAUUAACCAUGCUGAUUUGUCGUUGAUAAUAGCCGAGAUAUCGCCUCAAGACCCGUCCAAGAUGGAUCGGUUCGCAUUCAAGAUCGACGCGGCCCUGAAGGCGAAUCUCUGCAAGAUCUGUCGGCUGUGCGGCAUCGAUAAUCCGGGAAAAGUGCAAAUACUGCUGCCAAAUGGUGAAGACACCAUCGACAUGGACGAGCCCAGUAUGUCCCAGAAGAUCUACGAACUGUUGGGCUUUACGGUGGCCAUGGACGAUAAAAUGCCGCAGACAAUGUGCAGCCAGUGCGUGGAGAAAAUCAAUGAUUUUUAUGAGUUUCGGGAAAUGUGCUAUGCCACAAACAAGCAAACGCGUAACCUGCUGGGACUAAAGCAAAUAGAGCCCACAAAGCUUAUUGAUCUGAAACCAAUUGUAAAGGAGGAACUGCAGCAUUCUGGAGCAGCUGGCAAACGGGGUAGGAAACGCAAGGGCGAGGACACCAGCUGGCCAAGAUGUAACCUUAAUGUCAAGCCACAGGUCAAAAAGGAGCCAUUUGUGUGGCACAAGAAGCAGCGAAUGCAGCCUCCACAGGCACAGGCCACCAUACAGCCCAAAACUGAGCCGGAAAUCAAAGAGGAGCCGGCUGAACCGGAGACCAACCUUAGAUUUCCCAAAAAGGGGGGCCGCAAGUCCAUUUGCAGCGUCUGCGGCGAGAAAUUUCUCAGCAAGGAACUGGCCGAUGAGCACAAAACUCUUGUGCAUGUACCCUCGAUUCCGCGCUACAUGUGCAAUGCCUGCAACCAGACGUAUUACAUACAGAGCGACAUUCGCGCCCAUCAGCUGUGGCACAAGCUCUCAAAAACGCCCUACAAGUGUCCGCUGUGCGACAUGAGCGUGGCCAAUGCCUAUGCCUUUGCGCGUCACCUGCGGGAGCACACACCCUCCACUCCCGUCCAGCUGCUCGUCCUGGAUCGCGAGUGCCCGCUGUGCAAAAAGACAUUCAUCACGAACUUCUUCUACAACACUCACCGCUGUGCCAUCCGCAAACGCAGGUGCGGCGGCUGCAGUCGCGCCUUAAACACUGAGGCCGCCUACAUGCGCCACGCCCCCACCUGCCCCAAGAUUUACCUCAGUCACUCGAAGCACAUAAUGCCCGAGGCGGUGACGCAUGAGGCCCAGAUGCCCAUCAAGAACGAGGUGGAGCACGACUUGCUGGGCCUGCCUCCGGCCAUUGCUGUGCCGCCGGAUUUCGUGAUAGACGAGGCCAUGCAGCCAAUGGUUGUCCUGGAGCGCCUCUCAUCUCCUUUGCUGCGCGCUUCGACUGGGGUUAAUCGACUGGGCGCCACCAAGGGCAAAAAUAGCGAUCGAGUGUCGUCCAAGAAGUACUUGAAACGAGUAGAUCAGUUGCUCAAGAACACCAUAAACACGCUGGUCAGCAUCAAGCACGAGCCGGAGGUGCACAUCAAUGACACGGGACCAGCGUUAGAGGAGCCGGAGCGGCAGGAGGAGGAACCUUCCUGCUAUGGCGAUGAUUUUCAGGCAGCUAACGAUGAUGACAGCGAGGAGGAACCGGAGCAACAAGAGGCAGCAUCUGAAGCAGCUGCUGCCACUGCCAGUGACGAUGUGCCCAGUGUAUCGGUCAAACAGGAACUCCUGGAUGACGCCUAUGAAAAGCAAAUGGGUGUGAAACAGGAGCCACUCAAACUUAAGCUGAAAAUAACCAAGAAUCAUGGCAAGCUAAACUCUUCGCUCAUAGACGAUCUGGAUGAGGCAGGUCAGGGAUCUGGCAGAAGUAGCAAAAAGAAAAAGAAGCGAAAGCACAAGGAACGGGAGAAGGAGGUCUUGACGGAGACAGCAACAGAAUCUCAGCCUGUUGUUAGAAUCAAACAAGAACCCAUUGAUUUUGUGCCCGAGGCCAUGGUCAUGACCACCAUACCCAUGACCCAAUUCGAAAGCAGCUUCAAUGAAAACCAACAGGGCGAGGAAGAGGUUGAGGCCAUGGCACAGUCGCAGGAAGAUGUUAAACCUAAUCGCAUGGAGCUGGAUCGUAUGAUGCAGAUUUCGCAUGUGGCCAGUGGCGUGGAUAUGGCAGAAGAGGCUCUGCCUUUGGAGAGAGCCGAAGAAGCCACUCCCGAUGAACAGGAGCCACCGCCCAAGAGGACCCCGCCCAAGGUGCAUCCGGUAAAAUCCACAGCACGCAAAAGUACUGGAGGCGCUAUACGCAAGCCGCAUACUCCUCCCAAGCAGCCGCCUCUGCCGAAGAUUGUGGCAGUGGAGAGUGGCGAGGCGGUGGCCUUUAACAUGGCGCCCGAUAUUUCCAUUAAGCCGGAGCCCCGCAACCGCGGCUAUGGGGAUGAACUCGAAGAAGAAGCGGAAGGAUUAACCACAGAAGAGAUUAACCACAACGACAAGAUGGACGAGGAGGAUGCCUACAUAGACAGUUUAGAUUUGAACAAUGUGAGUGUUAAAAAGGAGAAAGACUUGGACAUUUCUGAGCCAGAGGCCAUGCACUGCAAUGGAUUGGAUAAGGGCGAUGGCGAUGAUAGCGAUGGCGACGACACUGGAUCAUCGGCCGAUGAAGCUGAGGAAGCCAUGGAGGAGGAGGAAGAAGAGCGCAUUUAUCGUGAAAUCGAGUUGCCGCCACUAGAACCUCAAAACGAGGAACAGGAAGCAUCACAUACCACCCAAGCGGUGCCCGAGAGAAUGGAGCCUUCAGCUACAUUGCCAGCCGGGGAGACAACUCCAGUGCCUGCUUUCAGUUUGGUCAUAACUAAUAUCUGCAGUCAAGCCACUGAUGAGAUCCAAUCCGCGGUAGAUAUUGCCUCUAAUAUGGAAAGAUUCCCGCGUACUGCCAUCGAGGGCCAAUCUGGGUCAGAUUUAGCAAUGGCUCCCCCGCCUCCUGCAAUGGACAUCCAGCAAUCAAAGGAAGAACCCACAAACCAUGUCGUUCAAUCCCAAACAGAGCAUUGCUCUACUACUGAAAACCCUCCGCCCUCCACAAGUGAUAUCCAAUCAUCUAUACAAUCGCAUUUUCCAGUUGAAGACCCCUUCCUAGAUAAUCUCCAAAACCCAUCUUUAACUGCCAUAGAAGUACAAUCUUCGAUUGAUGCUGCUCCCUACCCUGUUGGCUCUCAUCCUAAAAAUCCUUCGCCUGCAUUAAAUGAGGGGAAUCAAUCCCAAACUGAAAUUGCUUUAGGCCUUGCAGUUGAACUGCAAUCUAACCGUGAAGGUGAACAUCACUCCCUGAAAAAAAUUGCUUCAGUUGGGAGUCAAUCCCAGGAAAUCGCAUCACAACCUCCCUCAUUCCCAGCUACAGACGAAAUAGGAUCCAUACCAAGUGGAAGCUCUGCUGUGGAUACCCUUGCAAUUCCUAUAGCUGAAAACCUUGCACCCAUAAACUCACCCCCGGAAUCUCUGGAGAAAUCGGCCCACGACCAUGACUUGGCAGACUCCCUACCAACGGUUUCCCUCAACGCUCCCGAAAACAGCAGUAGUUCUCCAGCUAAAUUGGUUAACAGCUACACAUGUGACAAGGAGCAGCAGCAGAAUGCUCUAAACCAGGAGCUCUCCGAGCAGCAACAGACGCCAUCAGAAGAAGUACAGCAGUUGGUUCACGAGGAGCAGCCGGCUUUACUUGAGCUGCUUCCAGCGGGAUCCUCGUCGACGAGGCCAACUGAGGAGACUGAGAACCGCAUCAAUGAGCAGCAGCAGCAGCAGGAGGAGCAACGGCAACCGCGCUGCCAGGCCAACGAUGACUCAAAUAUCAACGAAAUAGCCGAGAACAAUAACAAUGCCAACAUUGAGCGCGAACUGCAAGAUGACGCUGCGCUCGGGGCUCAGGAAAACGUAAAUCCGUAGACUACGAUUAGAUGAUAGGCCAUAUCUAAUAUAAAAUUGCAUGUUCUUUUCGAUUCUGUUCAAAAAAUGUAAAUAUGUAAGGAUGGUAAAUCAUGCUUUGGUAAUUGGAUAGCCACAGCGUAUAAAC